Messenger RNA from Plasmodium vinckei vinckei, 1410 nucleotides. Its product is annotated as nucleolar protein 5, putative. Lineage: Eukaryota; Apicomplexa; Aconoidasida; Haemosporida; Plasmodiidae. The record is from RefSeq and is a predicted model, not a curated record. Gene Ontology annotation, molecular function: snoRNA binding. The transcript has a single exon. Bases 1 to 1410 code for a protein of 469 amino acids. Gene Ontology annotation, cellular component: box C/D methylation guide snoRNP complex; small-subunit processome.
AUGUUGAUAUUAGUAGAAACAGCAGCUGGAUAUGGUUUGUUUAAAGUUGAGAAUAGCAAAUUAAUAGAAUCAGAUGCAAGCGAUAUUGCAAAAUAUUUUGAAACUGCAGAAGAAGGAAAAAAAAAUGUAUCUUUAUACAGCUUUAAAAAAUUUAAAAAGUUUCAAACUGCUUUUGAUGAUAUUAAUAAAUUAACUGAAUCCAAAUUAGGAAAGGUUUUAAAAAAGUUUAUAAAAAAAAAUAUUGUUAAGCCAAAAUUAGAUGAGACAUUAGCUAUUUGUGAUAAAACAUUAGGAGGAUUGAUAAAAAAAAAAUAUGAUAUAAAUGUAACAUAUACAAAUUCAACACAAGAAAUAAUAAGAGGUAUAAAAACGCAUUUGUAUAGCUUUUUAGUAGGUGUACAAGAGGAAGAUUCAAAAUUAUUAAAAUUAAGUUUAUCACAUUCGUUAAAUCGAUUUAAAUUAAAAUUUAGUGCUGAUAAAGUUGAUUUGAUGAUAAUUCAAGCUGUAGGAUUAUUAGAAGAUUUAGAUAAAGAGAUAAAUGUUUUUUCAAUGCGUUUAAAAGAAUGGUAUGGUUGGCAUUUUCCUGAAUUAGGUAAAGUUGUAAGUGAUAAUAAAAUAUAUGCAAAAUGCGUUAAAAUAAUAGGAUUUCGAAAUAAUGCUAAAAAUGUAAACUUAUUAGAAGAAACUACUGAAGAAAUCCAAAAAGAAAUAAAACAACUAGCUGAAAUAUCUAUGGGUACAGAAAUAGAAGAAGAUGAUCUAAAUUGCAUCAAUGAAUUAGCAGAUAGAUUAUUAGAAUUAACAGAUUAUAGAGAAUCGUUAGCUACAUAUCUUAAAUUUCGAAUGCAUUCAAUAGCUCCUAAUUUAACUUAUUUAGUUGGGGAUUUAAUAGGAGCAAAAUUAAUUGCAAGAGCAGGUUCUUUAAUAUCUUUAGCUAAACAUCCAAGUUCAACUUUACAAAUUUUAGGUUCGGAAAAGGCUUUAUUUAGAGCAUUAAAAACUAAAUCAAAAACACCAAAAUAUGGAUUAAUUUAUCAUGCAACAUUAGUAGGACAAUCUUCAGCAAAAGCUAAAGGACGUAUAAGUAGAUCCUUAGCAGCAAAACUUUCAUUGUGCUCUAGAGUUGACGCCCUCGGCAAUUUUACUGAGCCUUCAAUUGGUAUAACUUGUAAAACAUACUUAGAAAAAAGAUUAGAGCAUAUUACUACCAGUUUGCAAAAUAAGUUAAAUAAUACAAAUAAUUCAAAAGGACAAACAAAUAUGCAGCAAGGAAAAUAUAAUCCUAACCAAUCCAACUCUAUGCAAAAUAACAAAAAUAAUAAUUCCUUUAACAAAAAGAGAGACUUUUUUUUUAAACGAGAAGCUGACAAAAAUAACAAAAAGUUUAUUAAAAAGCAAAAGAGAAAGUAA